UUUAGCAAAGAUCAGCUCAGUCUGACUUGAGACACCAAAGAGAACAGCUGCUUUUUAACCAUGAGACUUCGAGAUUUUUUCUGUUGCUGCCUACCUGCUCCUGGAGAGAACAUUGAUGAUGAUCAGAGAUCAAGGGACACUAAGGUAGACAACAGCAACAAGAAGAAAUCCGGCAGAGGAAUUUGGAAGAGACUGGCUAACCCAAGCAAGAAAAAACUAAGAAAAGAGGCCAAGCAACUGAGAAAUCAAAUGGCCGAUAGAAAGAGGAAGGAGGUCCAUGUGAUGGAUAUUAUUUCUGAGUAUGAAGAAGAACCUGUGAAGCCCCCACGUCCACGUCCAGUGAAGUGGGAGACUCUUUAUGAGAAUGUGGAGGACAUCAGGAUUGAGAACGUGGUCUUCCACAAGGCCUGGGUCCAUGCUACCCAGCACAGCCAGGAUGUUGUCAGCCCAGAAGAACAUGUGGGGAUGCCUGAGGAAGACACAGCCCGGGUCAAGGCUGAGAUUCCACUCAGUAUUGGCCUGCUGGAGUCCGUCUAUGCCAACUUGUCCUCUGGCAUUGACAUGGAUCUACUGCGUCUCCUGGAGCAACUCUCCAAGGAUUUGUCCAAAGGAGAUAGCAGCGGAGGUGAUCAGCCUUCCCAGGCCAGUGAGAGCCCUGUGCUGGUCCCCAACGCUGGAGACCGAGAGCUGGCGCAGGAGCAUCUGACCAUCCAUGAGGAGGAUGAGAAAGAGAAGGAGAAGGAGGAUGACAAGGAGAAGGAGAAGGAGAAGGAGAAGGAGGGCGUUCUCUUGGAGGAGGAGAGGAGGCUACAGCUGAUGACUUGGUUCCAACAAGGAGGACUGGCUAUUUUCAAUACAGUAACAGCAGCGGCAGCCCAGAUGAAACAUGUUGUGGCACUAUUGCUUAGCAAUUUUUUUGUGCCAAUUAUGCAGAAACUGAAUUCGUUCAUCAAUAUUUAAUAAUACCAUUGAUUCAGUGCACUAGUCAAAUAUUAUAUUUUUAUAUUUUAAAAAUA
Messenger RNA from Engraulis encrasicolus (European anchovy), 1016 nucleotides. RefSeq lists its product as uncharacterized. The record is from RefSeq and is a predicted model, not a curated record. Lineage: Eukaryota; Metazoa; Chordata; Actinopteri; Clupeiformes; Engraulidae. Bases 61 to 960 code for a protein of 299 amino acids. The transcript is spliced from 3 exons.